Molecule: messenger RNA, 1021 nt
Organism: Zea mays
Lineage: Eukaryota; Viridiplantae; Streptophyta; Magnoliopsida; Poales; Poaceae
Exons: 1
Coding region: 54-866 (270 amino acids)
Molecular function (GO): acyltransferase activity, transferring groups other than amino-acyl groups
Source: RefSeq, a predicted model, not a curated record
CGAGCCCCACAAGGCAGAGCGCGGCAUACAGGGGAGGGCAGGCAGCACUGGGCAUGCGCCGAGGCGGCUUUCGCAGGGAGGCGGGGGGCACAAGGAUGGUCAUACACAAUGGAUUGUUUGGAUGCGGCGGCGCAUGGUCUCGGAAUGCUCAAGUCAACAGCAUGGACUUUGUACACUGCACCUGCGUCCUUUACUCCUUUGUUUGUGGCCAAGACCCAUACCAAGACCGGCUACAUAUACACGAUACAGCUCGAGCCGGUGACGACGAGAGCAUGGAGGUCCAGGUCCAGCAGAGAGGAUCCCCUGCCCCUGCGGCGGAGCUGGAGGUCUCCCUCCGCGAGUUCACCCUGUCGGACGCGGACGCGGAGGCGUUCAUGUCGUGGGCGUCCGACCCUCGCGUGGUCCGCUUCCAGCGCCGCGACGCCUACGAGCACGUGGACCAGGCCCGCCGCUACAUCGCCGACCACGUCCUGCCGCACCCGUGGUACCGCGCCAUCUGCGCCGGCGCGGGCGCGCCCCUCCCCGUGGUGGGUUCCAUCUCAGUGAAGGCCGGGCCCGCCGAGGACGGGCGGCUGUUCAGGGCGUCCGUGGGGUACCGCCUGGCGCACGCGCACUGGGGGCGGGGCAUCGCGACGCGCGCGGUGCGAGCGGCGGCCGCGGCCGUUUUCACGGCGUGGCCCUGGCUGCUGCGGCUGGAGGCCGUGGCGGACGUGGACAACCCGGCGUCGCAGCGCGUGCUGGAGAAGGCCGGGUUCGCCAGGGAGGGCGUGCUGCGGAAGUACGUCCUGCUCAAGGGCCGGCCCAGGGACAUGGUCAUGUUCAGCAUCGUCGUCGAGACGGAGCAGGACAAUCCGGAUGGGCUGUAGAUCGUGGGCCGCGAUGCUAUGGGCUCCUGGCCUUUCGCUGCUGCGUAACGUUCCAGGCAGCCAUGUAUCAUGUACUGUAUGUAUGAUGAUAGUAUACCACUGUGUGUAUGUGAUAAUCUGGAAAGGAAAUAGGAAAAUGAAUAAUCGUACCAGUA